UUAAAAAGUCACCAUUUUGAAACUAAUAACCCAUUUUUACCCUAUUUAUAUGAUUAUAAUAUAUAUAACUUGAUUGCCGGCCAAUUUAAAUGAACCUUGUCCUUAAGUACUCCUUAUACCUAGCUAGUAAACGAGGAAUAUUAUUAGAGCAUCUUCUGGCCAGAAACUGCACCAAAUCUGUUUGUAUAAACAUUAAUUAGGAGAAGCCUGCGAUGGAAAACACUACUACCACACACUCAAAAAUUUCUACCUUUUCAUUUACUGUCCUCCUUUUGAGGGUCUUAACCUUUAUCUUCCUUGUUAUGGCGCUCAUUUUCAUUUCCAUAGACACGCUACCAAUAGAAACAAGUGAUUACGCAGUUUAUGAAGAAAUCAACUUCAAUUAUGUCUAUGCUUAUCGAUAUAUGCUCUCUACGAUAGUUAUUGGGUUUGCGUAUAACCUCCUGCAAAUGGGCUUUUCAAUCUUCACUGUGGUCUCAGGGAAGCGUGUAUUAAGCAGUUAUGGUGGCUAUCUAUUUGAUUUCUUUGGUGACCAGAUCAUAUCAUACCUUCUGAUUUCUGGUUCAGCUGCUGAAUUUGGUUACGACGUAGAACGGCGUAGAGUUACAAACUCCUUCACUGAAAAGGCAAAUGUUUCGGCCAGCCUUCUUCUAGUUGGGUUUUUGUUCACUGCCACAGCAUCAAUUUUCACUUCCUUUGCUUUGCCAAAGAAAGCUAUCAAUUAAUGAGUUGUAUUAUUCAUACAUCAACUUUCUACAACAAUACCUAUUUUCUCUUUCUCAUUGUCGUAAAACUUGUUGUACAAAAAAUAUUUCUCUUAAUUAAUUAGCUUGACGUAUAAAAUAA
Glycine soja is the source of this 846-nucleotide messenger RNA. RefSeq names its product CASP-like protein 4D1. The record is from RefSeq and is a predicted model, not a curated record. Lineage: Eukaryota; Viridiplantae; Streptophyta; Magnoliopsida; Fabales; Fabaceae. The transcript is spliced from 3 exons. The coding region runs from base 213 to 725 and encodes 170 amino acids.